Varroa destructor (honeybee mite) is the source of this 2747-nucleotide messenger RNA. Its product is annotated as pyruvate kinase PKM-like. The record is from RefSeq and is a predicted model, not a curated record. Lineage: Eukaryota; Metazoa; Arthropoda; Arachnida; Mesostigmata; Varroidae. Gene Ontology annotation, molecular function: potassium ion binding; magnesium ion binding; pyruvate kinase activity. Gene Ontology annotation, biological process: glycolytic process.
GAGCUCCACGCUCUAGAUUCGAACAACCUUCAGGAACACCUUUCACGACUCAAUAUCGACUCCAUCCCGUCGUACACCCGGCUAACAGGUCAUGUGGUUAGACGGGGGCAUUUGCUGCUCCGCCCAACCGAGCCAGUCAUAUCGAGUGCGCUAUCCGUAUUUUGCCUGAAUUUAAUUUGCGCCGUCUCACCGUUCACCUUCGGUCUGGAGUUCCUACCUAACUGCAGCACGUGCAAGAUUAUUUCCGGAUGGACUACAUGCGACAAUUGGAUCGGGCAAGUUCGUCGACCUUCUCAUGCAUUUAUAAGAAAUGGAGGUCCCACAUCUCGGUGUUAUCGAGACAAUCUCUAUAAAGACAAUGUCAAAAUGGCGCCACUUCCUCGAAGCGAUUUAGGUAGAUUUUUAGAGAAAGAGGAAGUGGAAUCGUGCAAUAUUUCGAGAACUUCAAGAAGAUCGGGUUUGGUUCGAGAUUUUCGUAUAAGCACGAGGGACUCAUUCACAUAUUUGCCUUUAAGGUACAAGCGGCGCUAUUUGCGCUGAGUACUAGUGCUGUUCAACUGGGUUCAUUUUGUCAAACUACAGAGAAACCAGGAAUAGUACGAUGGACGAUAUAUGCGUUAAACAUGGUGGCAAAAAACCGUCUAGCUAUGGCCUAAAGAUUGAAGAUCGAGUGUGGCACUCUAUAUACAAAUGGUGAAGUGAGGAACCUGAGACAUUCUGGCAUCAUCUGCACAAUUGGUCCGGCGUCACGGGAAGUUGCGACGUUAGUCAACAUGAUAAAGUGCGGCAUGAACAUCGCCCGCCUAAAUUUUUCCCAUGGAACAUACGAGUAUCACGCUGGCACAAUCGCAAACGUUCGUGAAGCAAAUCGCAUCGUAAACGAGCAAAUCGCCCCGGACAAUCUUCACGUUGCUAUCGCUUUGGACACGAAGGGCCCUGAGAUCCGUACAGGCCUACUUGUUGGAGGUGCGACUGCUGAGAUUGAACUCAAGAGAGGCGCAACUAUCAUUGUUACAACUGACGACGCACUUCAAGAUGCGUGCUCUGAGGAAAAGCUUUACGUCGACUACAAGAAUAUCACCAAGGUUGUCAAAGUUGGACAGAAGAUCUACGUCGAUGACGGACUAAUUUCUUUAAUAGCACAGGAAGUGCGUGCUGAUGAAAUCAAGUGCACCAUCGAAAAUGGAGGGCUUUUGGGCAGUAAGAAGGGUGUUAAUCUUCCCGGAGCAAUUGUUGACCUGCCUGCGGUGUCCGAGAAGGACAAAGCUGAUCUCCGAUUUGGUCUAGAACAAAAGGUUGAUAUGGUGUUUGCGUCUUUCAUUCGAAAUGCUGGUGGAGUAAACGAAAUCCGACAGGUUCUUGGUGAAGAAGGCAAGGAUAUCCUGAUUAUUUCAAAAAUUGAAAACGAUGAAGGUUGCAAGAAGAUCGAUGAAAUCAUUGCGAUCACCGAUGGAAUUAUGGUUGCCCGAGGUGACCUUGGAAUUGAAAUUCCGCCUGAGAAGGUCUUCCUCGCCCAAAAGAUGAUGAUCGCUAAGUGCAACAUGGUUGGCAAGCCUGUCAUCUGCGCGACCCAGAUGCUCGAAUCAAUGGUGAAAAAGCCUCGACCUACUCGCGCCGAAAGCAGUGACGUUGCCAAUGCUGUGUUGGACGGAGCCGACUGUGUGAUGCUGUCUGGGGAGACGGCAAAGGGCGACUACCCCCUCGAGACGGUUAAGAUCAUGUCAGCCAUUUGUUGCGAAGCGGAAGCCGCGUUUUUCCAGAAAGAUGUUUUCCGUCACCUCUCAGAAAUAACGCCUGUGCCCACUGACUCGACGCAUACCGUUGCCAUUGCCGCCGUAGCUGCCUCCGUCAAAUGUUUGGCCGGUGCCAUUAUUGUCGUAACGACCACAGGACGAACGGCUCACCUGGUUGCCCGCUACAAGCCCCGUUGUCCUAUCAUUGCAGUGUCGCGCUCGGAGCAGACCGUCCGUCAGGCCCAUCUCUACCGCGGCAUCCUGCCGCUUGCCUACGGUGGGGACCGACUACCUGACUGGCCGCAGGACGUCGACAAGCGUAUUGAGUUUGCUAUUAGUAUUGGCAAGACUCGCGGUUUCCUCAAAAAGAACGACUCAGUGAUCGUGGUUACGGGUUGGCGAAAAGGAGCCGGCGCAUCCAACACCCUGCGUGUCGUCGCUGUACCUUAAGGUCGCUGUGCAAAAUGGAGAAAAACAACCUCCAGCAGAAGCAAAAGGAGCACAAAGACCCACGAAAAUCAACGUUCAGUUAACAGCGAGACGGGAAAAAGAAAAUCACUGGACAGAGAGAGAAAGCGAAGGGGAAACCUGUAAAACCAAGGGAAAAUAAUGACCUAAUCGAAAAGAGCUCGUUGUGAAUGCAGAUCAUCAUUGCCAUUAUCGAAUUUGUUGUUCCUGUGAUUACAGCAGGUCGCUUCCAUGUUCUGUUUCACUAUUAGGGUUAGUUCAUACAUAAUCUGUAGAGUAAGUUACAUCAGUUAAUAUCAGCGCAUGCAGAACAAACGCGAUUAAGGAAGAUCCUCACGUGAUGAUUACUUAUUUCGAUGAGUGUCAAGUAGCGAGUUGCAGGACGUUUAGACAGAGACCGGAUGAGAAUCAAGACAAAAAAUGAAAAAAUCAAUGAACAUGGAGGCGAAAGGACGCAACAAAGGAAGCUCAGAGAACGUAAAUCGAGCAACCAACCAAUUUGUCCCUGAUUAUCCUUACAAAUAAAUCAUAUAGUGCAGUUAUUCA